UGUCAAAUUCAAAUUUCGAAUAACCCGAUUGGUUCCGGAAAAUGCCGAGUGAUUACGAGUCGGAUCCCGCAGUGAGCAAUUUACGGAAUUACCUGAGGAUCCGUAGUGUUCAUCCCAACGUUAAUUAUGAUGAAUGCCUUACCUACCUCCGCGGGCAGGCCACGGAGAUGGGUCUAUCAGUACAGGUGCACGAGCCUGUACCCAAGAAGCCAGUCCUCGUGAUGACGUGGGAAGGCACAGAGCCGACACUACCGUCCAUCCUGCUGAACUCGCAUAUGGAUGUCGUGCCAGUGUUUGAGAAAAGCUGGACAUACCCUCCAUUCGAGGCUCACUUGAAGGAUGGGCUGAUCUACGGCCGAGGAGUCCAGGACAUGAAGUCCGUGGCCAUCCAGUACAUCGAAGCGGUGAAGAGGAUGAAGGCUAAGGGUAUAAGGCUGAAGAGGACUCUUCAUCUUUCUUUUGUGCCAGAUGAGGAGAUUGGCGGAACCCUGGGUAUGGGGGAGUUCGUGAAAACAGAUGCGUUUAAGAAUCUGAACGUUGGCUUCGCACUGGAUGAGGGCAUAGCCAGCCCUACAGAGGAAUUCUUGAUCUUCAACGGCGAGAGGACUAUUUGGCACAUGGACAUCAUCUGCCCCGGCAAGUCGGGACACGGCUCUCUGUUGCUACCUGAUAACAGUGGCGAAAAGCUAAGGUAUAUGAUAGAUAAAUUCAUGGAUCUACGUCAGGAGUCGAAGAAGAAGCUGGCUGAUAACCCAGAAUUGACCAUCGGAGAUGUUACAACUGUCAACCUCACCAUGUUAUCAGGCGGAAUUCAGAACAACGUGGUGCCUGAAAAGUUGACCGCAAGCUUCGACAUACGCAUCGCUCUGUCUGUCGACCAGAAACAAUUUGAAAACGAGAUACGUCGCUGGUGUGCCGAGGCUGGUGACGGGGUGACGUUUGAGUAUAAACAGAAGGAUCCCUACGUGGCGCCGACCACACAAACCAAUGCUUACUGGCUCGCUUUUAAAGCUGCUGCUGAUCAACUAAAAAUCAAGUUAAAAUGCUGCACGUUCCCGGGUGGGACUGACAGCCGGUAUUUACGAGAACUCGGUAUCCCUGCGCUCGGGUUCUCGCCGAUGUCCAAAACUGUGCCCGGAUUACACGAACACAACGAGAGUCUAAGGGCUGAGACUUACUUGAGGGGCAUCAGUAUCUAUGAGACUCUUAUACCUGCUGUUGCUAAUGUAUGAACUGACUAAGACUACAAAUAAGACAUGAAAAAUAAAGUUCUUUAAUACUAAA
Molecule: messenger RNA, 1284 nt
Organism: Helicoverpa zea (corn earworm)
Lineage: Eukaryota; Metazoa; Arthropoda; Insecta; Lepidoptera; Noctuidae
Product: aminoacylase-1-like
Exons: 9
Coding region: 42-1232 (396 amino acids)
Biological process (GO): amino acid metabolic process
Cellular component (GO): cytoplasm
Molecular function (GO): aminoacylase activity
Source: RefSeq, a predicted model, not a curated record